Acipenser ruthenus (sterlet) is the source of this 2757-nucleotide messenger RNA. Its product is annotated as wnt inhibitory factor 1-like. Gene Ontology annotation, molecular function: signaling receptor binding. NCBI's taxonomy places the organism in Eukaryota, Metazoa, Chordata, Actinopteri, Acipenseriformes, Acipenseridae. Gene Ontology annotation, biological process: anatomical structure development. The transcript has 10 exons. The record is from RefSeq and is a predicted model, not a curated record. Gene Ontology annotation, cellular component: extracellular region; cell surface. Bases 166 to 1296 code for a protein of 376 amino acids.
AACUGCUACAACUCGCCCCUCAUACAAGUAGCGGGGCAGGGCACUCGCGCUUUCAUUCUGACACCUACAGACCCAGAGCAGUGCGGUACAGAGGACGCAGCACAAGGAACAGCACCGCGAUUCCAGGCAGACUCCCGAACAAGUCUGCAGGCGGAUAUUUGUACAAUGGCCAAUACAACACCUGUCCACGCGACUGCAAUGAAGACUUGCGUUUUUCUGCAUUUGCUGGUGUUUUUAGCGGAAUCUGCGAAGGAGGGCAGCUUAUACAUGUGGAUCGAUUCGAACCAAGCCAGAACCCUAAUAGGUUUUGAGGAAGAUAUUUUAAUUGUGUCUGAAGGGAAAAUGGCCCCUUUUACUCACGACUUCAGAAAAGCGCAGCAGAGGAUGCCAGCUAUUCCUGUCAAUAUUCAGCACAUGAAUUUCACCUGGCAAGCGACAGGGCAGGCAGAGUAUUUCUAUGAGUUCCAGGCAUUAAGGUCUCUAGACAAGGAUGUGAUGGGGGACCCCACUGUCAAUGUGCCCCUGCUGGGGAUGGUUUCACACAAACCCUCAGUGGUUCAGAUUGGUUUCCCCUGCUUUGGAAAUCAGGACGGAGUGGCCGCGUUUGAAGUCACUAUUCUUGUAAUGGACGCAGAAGGCAACAUUAUUCUUCGGACUCCCCACAAUGCUAUUUUCUUUAAAACUUGUCAAAGAGCGAAGUGCCCCGGGGGGUGUCGGAACGCGGGCUUCUGCAAUGACAGGCAGGUGUGCGACUGCACAGAUGGGUUCUAUGGCCCCCAUUGUGAGAAAGCUCUCUGUGCUCCCCGGUGUCUGAACGGAGGGCUGUGUGUCAGCCCCGGAGUGUGUAUAUGUCCUCCAGGUUACUACGGCAUCAACUGUGACAAGGCAAACUGCACCACAGUCUGUCACAACGGUGGGACCUGCUUUCACCCGGGGAAGUGCAUCUGCCCUGCAGGGUUCGAGGGCCCUCACUGUGAAAUCGGCAAGUGCCGUCAGCCUUGCAGAAAUGGAGGGAAGUGCACUGGGAGAAACAAAUGCAAGUGUCCUAAAGGAUUCCUGGGGGAUCUGUGCUCAAAGGCUGUCUGUGACCCGGGCUGUGGGGCGCACGGAACCUGCAUGGAACCAAACAAAUGCCACUGCAAAGACGGCUGGCAUGGAAGACACUGUAACAAAAGGAACCGAGCCAGUGUAAUGAGCGCCCUGAGGCCAACCAGCACCAAGCACAAACUGCACACGCCUUCUCCGAAAGAGGCUGACGAGGGCAAGAACCCACCCGAAACCAAUUACAUCUUGUGAGCGCACACUUCUGAACUCUCCAUUUACUUCUUAGACCCAGUUGCCUUGUGGAUCGACUGUAUUUCUCUGAUUACCAUGGUCUGAAGGCCGGGGUUUCUUAACUUUGCUAUAAACCACUGACCAGUUAAGAAAUGUUCCUUUGUUAUUUUUGUUUCAUUAAUAUUGUCAGAAUGGUAAGUUAUGGAAUGACGCCCUGUUGAUAUUUUAUAGAUGUGUGUUCCGUUUCUAACUGUUCAUUUAUCUGUGCAACCAUAAUGUUUGUUAUCCAAUAUCCGUGGGGCGUGGGGGAAACAUUUUGAAAAAUUCAAGAGAAUUACAUAUUGUUUUUAAAAACGUACGUGCCAUUUGUCACAAACACGAAGCAUUUUUUCUGUUUUUUAACAAGUAAUGUCAUAUAACUCAGAAUUUAAAACUGUUUGAAUAGGACCACAUAUUACAAAAAAUCAUUCAGUACCAUUUUGUUUCAUAAUUAAAACCAUUCUUUUUUUGAUAGGUAUUAAAAUGUUGCAGGUAUUCAACUUUGAUCAUUCUAACUAUCAACCUUAAUAUUAAAAUUAAUAAUCUGUACAAACUGACAAAAUGGCAUAUUGUGAUACUGUAUUUAAUAGUUUCUGCUACAUUAUGUCUUGAGAAUUUAAGUUGUUGUAUUAGUCAGCAGGCCACUCAACAAGUAAACAUCCUUGAUGUUAUUUAUUUUUGUGAACCCCAUUUCAAACCCUCAAGCCCCCCUUACAUAGCGUCGCUGCAAGGGGUUCCAAAAAAUAAUUUGUGAGGGAACUGAACUUCAAGCAUUAGCAAACACAGUGGAGUGCGUAACAAACUUCCCAGUGCUGUCUCCUGAUCCCCACAUAUCCUGUCAACAGAUCAACAAUUGCUUUGAUCUAUAUUAUUCAUGCUUCCCAGAGCUUUUAAACUGGGAUUCGAAACCAGACAGAUACCCAUGUAUAGGUUAGCUGAAACCAGAAACUAUUCAUCUGAACACUGAGUACUUUUCUUGGUUUUGUUUCUUACUGUCUGCACGUGCUCAGCAUGGCUGCGAGAGAGCGGUUCUUUCUGAAUAUGGCAUUCAGCUAAAGAGUUUGAAUAAUAAUCAUCCAAGGAAAGGGUAGUGCAGGGAUACAGGAGAUGACAAUAGUAAGCAAUGCAUUUGUUUAAUAACACUUCAAAGAUGCUUGCUUUUAUCGCUUCUUUACUAAAUAUGCCUUUUGAAGUUAAUAUAACAUCAUUUUUCAGUUUGGCGUUUCAUUUUUUUUUUAUAUAUAUAAAUAUGAUUUAAUAACUGUUUUUUCCUUUUCGCGAGAACACAUUAAACACAUUUUAAUUCUUGUUACUUUUUAAUUGCCAUUACAAAAUGUUGUAUUGAAACUGCAUACUAUAUUGUAAACCAAAAAAAAUGCAUUUCUUUUAUUUUCUUUCAUAUGUGCGCAAUUAUGUAUUAAAAUGAAAUGUUGCUAUGCCUCA